Messenger RNA from Zingiber officinale, 1006 nucleotides. RefSeq lists its product as uncharacterized. NCBI's taxonomy places the organism in Eukaryota, Viridiplantae, Streptophyta, Magnoliopsida, Zingiberales, Zingiberaceae. The record is from RefSeq and is a predicted model, not a curated record. The transcript has 5 exons. Bases 296 to 649 code for a protein of 117 amino acids.
GUAUCGUGUAUCCGAAAUCUAUUAGGGUUUAGAAAAACGAACACGGUGCUUCUCCGGUUCUCCUUCUCUCUCCGCCGCCGUCUACUCCUCCGCUUUCCUCCGACAGCGCCUCCUCCCUCCGUUUGCAUCAACGUCGAGCCGACCAGUUUACAGGGCCGUACAACCUCUGGUGAAGCUCGUAGUACGUGCAUCCCCUCAUCCUCUCUUCUGCGUGCGUCUAAGAUCAUCGGAGGAAGGAGAGGUCCUGACACAUUAUCGAGGGACUAAGAAGGGUCUGAGUUUAUAAGAAAAUAGGAUGGGUACCGAACCAAAUGCCAACAAGAUACCAAAAGUGGUGAAACUUGACAAAGCACUGAAAUUGGCUGAAACAUGGGUUAAUAAUAUCAUAUGCUUGUGUAGGUUGGGUCUGGGAGCUAAACUCGCACCAAAAGCUAAAGUAGCAGUUUCAGUCGAUCAAGCAGAGAGGAGAUUGCUUGGGAAGUUAAACUCUAAGAAGAAAUUGUCUUCGGAAAAUGUAGAGAACAAUACCUCAGUUAAAGAGAAUGUGUCCAGUGAGGAGGAUGAACCAGAGAGCAGAACAAGAGCUUUUGUCAAAAAAAGAUCGAUACCACUUCCAGCAACUUUACAGUCUACCAAGAAGAGAAGAUGACGCAUGUUUGGAGACCAACUAAUGGGGAAAAAACGAGUAAAAACUUCCUACUGUGUAAUCUUGCAAGCUUGCAGAGGUACCGCCUUGGCAUGGGCAUAAUUUGUGUGUAAAGUUUUUUUGCACUUUGUUUAUCUUAUAACAAAUGAUUAAUCAGGUCUAACGUCGAAUCUGGGGCGAAACUUUGUUUAUCUUAAGAAGUUUAGGGUUGUUGCACACUGAUCUAUAAUAUUCUGUGAUUGCGUUCGCGAAUUUGUUUGGUAAAUUGGAGUUACUAAUGGAUUGUCUGCAUAAGUGGAGGAAUAAGACGAAUGGGAUCAAAUUCACUUAAUGGGGAUGGUUAAAUAUAAUUCCUUCAAA